GUGGUGAGCUCCGACGUCCUGCGGGAUGCCCGCAUCCUCAUCCUGCACACGGGCCGCGACUUCUCCUUCGACGACUGCGGCCGGGCCUUCACCUGCCUGCCCGUGGAGGAGCCCGACGCCACAGCCGAAGCUCUGGUCUGCAACCUGGACAGCUUGCUGGAGACCAUGACGAACCGGCUCUGUGUGGGCUCCCCACCUGGCGUGUGGGUCUGCAGCACAGACAUGCUCCUCACCGUGCCCUCGGCACCAGGGAUCAACUGGGACGGCUUCCAGGGUGUCAAAGUGAUCGCGGUGCCCGGGAGCCAGGCAUACGCCAGGAACCACGGGAUCUACCUCGCUGAUGAGCAGGGGCUGGUGCGUGAUAUCAUCUACAAAGGCUCAGAGGCCCAGAUCCGGCAGUGCGCGGCGCCCGACGGCACCGUCCCACUGGUCUGCGGGGUCGUUUUCUUCUCCUCGGAUGCCGCCGAGCAGCUUCUGGCCACCCAUGUCAUCCCUCCUCUGGAUGCCUGCACCUACAUGGGGCUGGACUCGGGGGCCCCACCCAUGCAGCUCUCCCUCUUCUUCGACAUCGUGCUGUCCAUGGCAGGGGGGGUGACGGAGGAGGAGUUUGUCAAGGGUGGCAGCGAUGCCAGCGUGAGGAGCGCCCGCUCUGUGCUGAGGACAACUCUGGGCACCUUCCCUCUUAGCAUGG
Molecule: messenger RNA, 691 nt
Organism: Merops nubicus (carmine bee-eater)
Lineage: Eukaryota; Metazoa; Chordata; Aves; Coraciiformes; Meropidae
Gene: FCSK
Product: fucokinase
Exons: 7
Biological process (GO): GDP-L-fucose salvage
Molecular function (GO): fucokinase activity
Source: RefSeq, a predicted model, not a curated record